Drosophila sulfurigaster albostrigata is the source of this 1685-nucleotide messenger RNA. RefSeq lists its product as uncharacterized. Bases 668 to 1567 code for a protein of 299 amino acids. The record is from RefSeq and is a predicted model, not a curated record. Lineage: Eukaryota; Metazoa; Arthropoda; Insecta; Diptera; Drosophilidae. The transcript has 7 exons.
AUGAAAUGCUUUUGCAAAGUGUAUACGUAUUAUUCUUAUCAUUGCGUAUACGCCGCAUGGACUGCGAGCACCCGCAGUUUCCUUUACGCCAUGCAAAUGCUGCUUCACUGUCAAUGCCAACAGCAGCAACAGGCUGAUGCGAACACUGCGCAUGUCUCUAAAACAGUUUCUUACGCUAAGUUCGAAAUUCAUUCAUUAAAACGCCGCUUGAUUUUCGAACUGUUCUGAGGACAUUUUGGCAACAAGCGAAGCAGCCAUCGAAUCAGUUGUGGCGCGUCUUUUGUUGGCAACAGUUCAAUGGGAAAAAGAACGGAUUAGUUUUUUUUUAAUAAAUUCGCAACUGUGUCAAAUAAAUCAGUGUCAUAAAUCUGCGUGCGUUGUGUAUGAAAUUAAGUGUCAGUGCCUCGAGAUAAGCAAAGUUUUCGGUUUAGCUUACAGAAUCCUCGACUCGGCAGAAAACUCGAAGAAAAACAACAUCGGGCCGGGACAAUAAACAAACUGGCGGCACUCUAAGACAAACAGCCCCCGAGCAAGUGUCAAAAAGUAAUGUGAAAGUGGCGGCUGCCGUUCCCCCCGCCGCAAUCCCCUCCUCUCAGUCACGAACUUGUCGGUUCCUUAAUGUAGAAUGUUAAUGCAUAAGCAGUUGAAUAAGUAAUAGGCCCACAAAAUGGCAAUACUCGAGUCCUGCUGCUUCUGGAAGAAUGUGCGAAAGGGCAGCUUUGCAUGCGGCUUCUACACUUUGAUCUACUUUGGAUUGUCGACGCUCAUGUUUACGUUUUAUGUGCGCGAGGAGCAGGAAUUUCUGCUAGGAAAAAGGACACAGCCUGUGGGCGAAAGCAUUCUCGAGAGAGGCGAUGUAACUGUAGUAACUGUGAUAUUCAACGUUUUGUUUUUGUUUUGCUCGGUGCUGAUGGUGUUGUCCUCCAUCUUGUUGAUUGUGGGUCUGCGGCAUAACAAACGACAAUUGCUGCUGCCCUGGAUUGGUUUAAUGCUCUGCGAUUUGCUCAUCGAGUGCGCCCAUCUUGUCCACCUGACGCUGUCGCGUCGCGUCAAUUUUGACCCAAUUGUUGGCUUUAUAUUCACCAUAGACUUUUUCAUACUCUGCCUGAAUCUCUACUGUCUGCUCUGCGUCAUCUCACAGUAUCAGGCUUAUCGACGCGCUGCCGCCGAGCAGCAAGAACAUCCAGCGAUGUCGCCCACAGUUGUCUUUACAGCACCCGAGAAGCUGAGCAAAUCGAAGCGUCAGCAACUUGCCGCCACCAAGGCUGGCAGCAGUAAGCGGCAUUCGCAUCGACUGCUCGCUGCAAGUCCUUUGAUCACCUCCCAGCGUCCCACCAACUUUUCCACCAUCACCGAAGAGGAGGAGCAACACCAACAACAACAGCAACAGCAGCAACAACAACAGCAGCUGCAGCAACAGUUGAAUGGCAAAGAAACAGCAGCUGCCAAUGGCAAUGGUGAUUGUGGACACAUCUCGGAGCAACCAACCAGCAAUUCCAUUGAAUCGGAUAUCCAAUUGCAUGCCAAUAUACCAAUUAUUACAUUAGAUCCCAAUUCGCUGCAAUGAUCACGUCGAUGAUGAUGAUGAUGCAGUUACUCUCUUGGCUGUUCCCAAAGUUGACAAACUAUUUUUACAUGAAAAUCGAAUGAAAAAAAGAAUUGAGUAAAAUUCAAAGAACAUUUAC